This is a messenger RNA of Ilex paraguariensis (yerba mate), 1041 nucleotides long. The record is from the annotation of a GenBank genome assembly. NCBI's taxonomy places the organism in Eukaryota, Viridiplantae, Streptophyta, Magnoliopsida, Aquifoliales, Aquifoliaceae.
AUGGCUUUUGGAGCUUUCUUCCUAAAUGUGCAUCCAUGCAAGAGCUUGUCGAGAUUGAUGAGGAGAGAGACCCCUUUCCCUCCAUCUCCAAGAACUUCAGUUAUAUCGACUCCUACUUAUCCAAACCCAGAGGCCAGAGCCUCUCUAGUCUCUGCCCUUCUCUUUCUUUCUUCUCUGCCAAAGAAGAAAACCACCCAGGAGCAUGUUCAAGAAUCACGUCUUCCCAAGAUGUUCAAAGCCGUAGCUUUCUUUGGCCGCAAGAAGACCACACGCCCAUUCAAGGACUACUACACCGACUGGUUCAACACGCUCAAGAACACCCUCCUCCCACAACUCCGUCGCUCUAUGUCAUUGUCCUCCUCCACCCUCCUCUCCACCCACGUCGAGAUGAUCCACAACCACUUCCAAACCUACUACGAAACCCUCGACCUCGCCGCCUCCAACGACGUCGCUCAACUCCUCUUCCCCGAGUGGCGCACCACCCUCGAAAAGCCCUUCCUUUGGCUCGGUGAUUUCCACCCUUAUCUCUUCACCAACCUCCUCCGUUCGUUUCUUGACGAUCAAGACACCGAUGAUGAGGAGGAAACUGAGAGUGUGAUUCAAAUUGGCGAAAGUUCGGAGUUUUUUGAUAAGCCUUGGAAUAUUGUGAUGGCAUGGAAGACUCCAUCGAAUACUUUGAUGGCCAAGAUUGACCAGAUUGAAUGUGGGUUGAGGCUUAUGGUGCCAGCACUGGUGGCGCGUGCUAGACAAGUGCAGGCUGAGUUUGUUGAGAGAGUUGGGGUUGAGUGGGGGAAGUGUGAAGGGAGGAAGGAGGGAGUUGAAAUGGCCGUUGGGAAGGCGGUGGUGGCGGAGAUGGAGGAGAUGAUGAGUGUUUUUAUGGAUGCCAAUAGGCUGAGGAGGAGUGUUUUGACAGAGAUUCUGAAUAUUACAAAUGUUUAUCAGGCUGCUCUGUUUCUUGAAGGACUUGCCCAAUUCCUUAUUGGGUUUCGAGAUCAUGCAAUUCUAAGUGAAUUUGAACGAUCCAAAAUGGCUAUCAAUUGA